This is a messenger RNA of Heterostelium album PN500, 2496 nucleotides long. RefSeq names its product macro domain-containing protein. The record is from RefSeq and is a predicted model, not a curated record. Lineage: Eukaryota; Evosea; Eumycetozoa; Acytosteliales; Acytosteliaceae. The transcript has 2 exons. The coding region runs from base 1 to 2496 and encodes 831 amino acids.
AUGAAUAAUAAUAAUAAUAAUAAUAUUGUUGAUGAAUUUAAUAUAAUUCAUUUAAAUAAUUACAAUCAUUCUUUGUUAGAGUUAUUAAAGGGUGAAAGAGUUGUGAGAAUAGUGAUUAGUUGUGCUGUUAGUGGAGAUAGUGAAAAACAAGACUCUAUUACUUCUGUUGUUGAAAAGCAAUCUGUGGUGGAGCUAUUCAGUGAAGAAUUCAAACUUUCCAUUACAAUCGAUUCUAUUGAUAUUAAAGAAGACAACUUUAUCGUUAGAGUAGAAUCAUUAAAAGAUUGUAUUUCGAUCCUAAACAAUAUUAGAUCAGCGGCAACAAUAACAAUGUUAAAAUCACACCGUGUACAAUUUUCAUUGAUAUUAGAUAAUGUAUUAUUAGUAUUAAGAGGACAGACAGCAGUCGCUACAGAUAAAGAUACUCAAACUAAUCAACAACAAAGUAUUACAGAGUUAUUAUCAAACAAAUUAAAUAUCAAACCAACAAAUAUCAAUUAUAUCAAUGAUAGAAUUGGAUUAUUAAGUAAUAAUAAUAAUAACAAUAUUACAACUGAUAAUAUCAAAGAAAUAACAAGUUCAUUACAAAAUAAUAAUAAUAUAUCAUUAAUUCCAAUAUUUAAUAAUAAUACAAUAUUAUUCAAUAAGAAAUGGUUCACUGAUAUUGAAGAAAUUACAAAUUAUAUUGAUAAUCAUUUAAAGUCAGAUGAUAUUAUCGUUAGUAAUAGAAAUAAUGACAAUAAUAAUAAUAAUGAAAAUAACAAUAAAAAAACAAUCAAGGUUCAAGUUGGUAAAGAUGUUGUAGAGUAUCUCCGAGUAAAUAAUAGUGCCUUGGCUGAAUUUACUGCCGAUUCUAUCGAAAUAGAGAUGGCUGAUGACGGCUCAUCUAUUUCACUUAUUGGCAAGUCGGAAGAAAAACUCCAACGUGUUGCCAACGACAUUAAACAAUUCAUUGAUAGAAACUUGACCUUUAAAGAAUACACUAUUUCUGGUUAUAUCAAAAGAGCUAUGCCUGCAUACUUGGAGAAUCUAUUACAUCUGCAUCCAAGUAUUCGUGUCACCAUUCCAAAGUCACAACCGGUAUCGAGAGUUACACAAGUGAAACUAGCUGGUCUCUAUGCCAAAGACGAUGCGAAAUGGAAUGAAAUAGAUUCUAUCAUGAAGCAAUUGGCACAUCUACAACGGGUAUGGCCAUCCGACACUGACACUCCUUUGGCUUCCAACUACCCGGCGUUGCGAUACUACCAACUCAAUCAACUGCAAGAAGAUCUAUGUCUGUACGCUUUGAGCUACGACGAUAGACAACAUACUUUCAAACUAGUAGCAAGAAAUCAAGAGGAUAUCGAUAGAGCCAUAUCGAUAUUAAAGGAACUACCACAACGAGAAUUCGAAACAGUGGCCAAAUCCAUUGUUCUUAAAUCAAACUUUGUACUCCUAACGUUCUUCAAUGAAGUGUCCAAUGAAAAGAGUGAAAUCAACAAGAUCUUAAAUGAUAAUGAAAAGUGUACCGUAAGAUUACCAUUGUCCGAGGAGAGACACCUUACUUUAUACGGUAAGCAAGCUGAUAUCGAUAAGCUGGCAAACAAAAUCAACAGUUGGAUAGGCGGUGUAGAGAAGUCAGCAAUAUCGUUUGAACAUCAAAUCAGUGCAUCGAUAUCGAAAGAACUCCACUACUAUCCUGUCACUAGAAAGCUGUUUACUGAACACCAGAUAUUGGUUAGUGAAGUCAAGUCUCGAGUGUCCUCCAAUACAGUGCUAAAGUCUACCAAGCUGCAAGCCAGUGGUGGUGUAUUGCUAGAGGUUAUCAAAGGUAGUAUCUUGGAGGAGUCUACCGAUUGUAUUGUUAAUGCUGCCAAUGAAAGUUUGGCACAUGGUGGUGGUAUUGCUGGUGCCAUCUCUCGUGCCGCCGGUCGUGAUUUCGAUAACGAGUCACAUGAAUACGUAUCGACACAUGGUCGAGUCAAGACAGGUACCGCUGCAUUGACAUCUGCAGGCAAACUAAACUUUAAGGCUGUCAUACACGCAGUUGCACCUAUUUGGAAUUCAAACAAAGCCGAAUGUCAACAAUUAGUAUACUCUGCUAUCAAUAACACACUUAUCAUUGCAAACAAACAAUCAUUCAAAAGUAUAUCUAUACCUGUAAUUGGAAGUGGAAUCUAUGGUGUACCAAAAGAUAUUGCUGCUAAAUUCAUUGUUAAAGCAGUGGUUGAAUUUGUAAAGGAACACAAAAAGAAUGGUACUCUUUGCCUUCAAAAUAUUAGACUAUGUGAUAUUGACUAUGAAGCAUUAUCACAAUUACAACAGUCACUCGAUGAAGUAAUCAAGAGUCAAGAAAAGGAAAAGUCUGAAACUGACAACACCGCCAAUCAUAUCGACUCUAAUGAAGCCAUUGACCAAUCAAAGGUAAAGAUCAUUGUAACAUCAACAAACAAUGAUAAAGAUACUACAAUUGCAAAUCUACAAUACUUUAUUGAUAACAAUAUUAAAUUAAAUUAA